UCCUCCUCACUGCUACACGGAGACGCAGACACUCGAGACCCGCUGGGAUUCCUCCGAUAAUCGGCAUCACCCCCUGCGCUCGGAAUGGCGAUGCUGAACGAUCGACUAAAAUAAGGAAAAGUCCUCGCAGAGAUCAAGAUGGUGUCGUGGAUCAUUUCGCGGAUGGUGGUCCUGGCCUUCGGGACCCUCUACCCAGCCUAUUCCUCCUAUAAGGCUGUGAAGACGAAAAACGUCAAGGAGUAUGUGAAAUGGAUGAUGUACUGGAUAGUGUUUGCGUUGUUUACCACAGCAGAGACGAUCACAGAUAUGCUUCUCUCUUGGUUUCCGUUUUAUUUUGAACUGAAGAUCGCCUUUGUUAUCUGGCUGCUGUCCCAGUACACCAAAGGCUCCAGUGUGCUGUACCGCAAGUUUGUGCACCCCACUCUCUCCAAUAAAGAAAAGGAAAUUGAUGAGUACAUAACCCAGGCCAAAGACCGCAGUUAUGAGACCAUGAUGCGGUUUGGGAAGAGAGGACUCAAUAUUGCUGCCACUGCAGCGGUCACAGCAGCCACAAAGGGUCAGGGUGUGUUAUCAGAGAAGCUGCGCAGUUUCAGCAUGCAGGAUCUGACUCUGAUACAGAACGAAGACGAGCUGCAGCUGGACGGCGCAGAUGACACGCACACUGCCGCCACGCUACCUCGGGCUAAAACAGUCACACGCUCAGUUCGUGCCACACCCAUCCCGGCUGACACCGAAUCACAGCACAGCUCUCGCUCUGAUGACCAGUCAGAUAGCAGGACGGAGCAUUCAGAUGAAGACACAGCAGAUAAGGCCCCCAAACGCAUCCCAAGCGUCAGAGCAGCCAAGAAACCAGCCGUUGCCAAGACAGAGCAGACCAACAAGACAGUGAAGAAACCGACAAAGAAGAAAACCGCCGCCACGACCAACAACAAUGCUGAAUCGCCAUGAGUCGCGCAGCGUUUCUCCAUCCCCGGACGACACACAAACAUUCACGUGCUUUCCCAUACUAACAUUAGCGCUCUUCGCUUUUACAGAUACGUUCUUACAACUGCAAAUACACACACAAACUAAGAUGCAUCGCCUGAGGCUGUUUUUAUCUAGUAGGUUUAAUGCGGUGAGGAAGUUAAGACGUCUGGCUUCAUGCAUUCAUUUUUUUGUUGUUAUCACUCACUGGUAUGUUUUAAGUAUAACUGGGUCUUGUCUUUUUCUCCGAAGGCCUUAAUAUGUCCAAAAGCAUGAGAUCGGAAAGCAGUGCCUGCACUCGAUCCUAUAUCGACGCGACCGUUUCUUAUAACCACAGAAUCCAGAGCUUCGUGUUUUCCAUAAUAGAGGCCAAUUUCCCUUUUUUUAGCAUGUAGGACACGCACUAUGGGACGAACAGGAAUCGGGAACAGAAAAACCGGCCUUUUAAAUGAAUAGGCUUGAUUUACAGCAUCCUCGGGGAGUUGUGGAGGAGCCCAGAGCAGUUCUGUUCUCAUUCCGGGUCACCGAACGUCCCGAGAACUUGUUGUGAAUAUUCAUGAUCAAAGAGGUCAGAUGUCUACUGGACGCUGCAGGCUCUCAACCACCCUCGCCGUUAAUAGCGCUUUUGUCAGCUGGGGCUGGAGGCGUUCGGCGCACAUAAGCCGUCCCUUGUGCUAAUUUUACAUCGGUGUAGCGUGAUGUUACGCGUAUCGAAUAUUAUAAGAUCUUUAGACAAGCGGUAGAUGAGAUAGCAGGUGUCAUCUGGUGUUUUGGUAGGGCGCAAGAGGAAAACAGAAUCACAUGUUGGCCAAAAAGGGACGAGAUCUUUCUGUCUGGAGUAGUUGUUUUCUGAAUACUGAAGAUUUUUAGUCUGUUUUGUUGUUGUGGCUUGCUCGGCAAACUCAAAUAUUCCAUAUCGGUUUGCAAUAAAUUGUCGAACAGACUUUGGUUAAGCAUCCGCUGAGAUCAACCCUCGUUGUUAAAUCAUCAAAAGGUGCUUUUGGAAAAUAUGCUGGCUUAAAACCCUCUGGUCCUUUUUUUUAAAACAUCAUUUUUUUAAAAAAAAUUCAAUCCUUUGAGCAAAGUUAGUUUGAAACAGCAUGUAAACCUAAAUCCAGAUGCGGGCAGUUGUGUUUCCCAGCACAGCUGUUCGGAGUUGAAGGAUUUCCGGAAACUUCUUGAGUACCGUUUUGCAUUACGAUAUGCAAUGCCGCUAAGAGCUGGUAGGGGGCGCUGCUGGACAGGAAAAGUGCACAGACUUCCUGUCAUAUUGAGUGAUUACAUAUGGAUGGGGAGCGGUUUUGAGUUCAAAUGUAUUUAAAUCUGCCUGUUAAUUUAGCUGAGAUUUUUCUGAAACAUGUUCGGUUGUAUAAUAGCCUACUAUUGACUGUACAAAAUGUCUGCCUUACUUUAAUAGGCUUUUUAAGUUAAACAUUUAUUUUUUUCGAAGUUUACAUUGAGUUUUUAGUAGGGUAUAGUGUACAUAACAUGUUUUUUGUAGAAAAAAAGUGCUGUUUGUUUUUGUGCAUAUUUGUGGUGUUUUAAUUCACACGUUUUUGUCUUUUCUCUGCCUUUUUUUUUUUUUUUUUUUUUUUUGUAUAAACAGGAGUCAUGGGCUAUUUGGUCUUGGGAAAGAAAAGUGGUCAGUUGCGUGUGAGAAGGACCGAUUUAUCAUUUUACAUUUCAUUUUAACAGUACAAAACACACGUCAGUCUUACAUUUAGUAGUUAUUAGCAGAUAGAUGUUUCUGUAGAAACACACGGUUUAGAAAUGAUACGCCGCGAUGCAGAUCUGUUGUCACAUUGCUGUCUUGAAUAUCACCGUGAUCUUUAAUUCAGCGUUGCUGAUUGGCAACUUGACAUUUUCUGUGUCUCAGUCUCUUGAGUAAUUCAGUUUUUAAAAAGAAUCUUUAUUUGAGAUGGGUUUUUUUUUUUUCUUUUAAUUAAAUGCUAGUGUGGUUGAUGUUCACCAACCCACACAAAAAUGACAAGUCAGUUUCACGUCUCACUCUUUCUUUGUUCCAUAUUGUUUUCCGCAUCUUUUUUCCCCCUUUGUUCAGUAUUUCUUAUUUGCAUAAAUAAAAAUGUUUUUUUUUUUUUCACCAAGAACCACACUGAGUGAGACAUGCUCUCUGAUUUAACAUAUUUUUCUGUAAUGUGUUGGAAAUUGGUAUUGUUGCAUACACAGACUGAGAGAAUAGUCAACAUUUAAUAUAUUGUUUGUGCCAAUUCUCAAUGCUCUUAAUAUAUUAAAAGAAUGAAAAAGAAAGAGAUUGCUGCUAAGUGUGUACUAACUGACCUUGAACUAUUAUUCAAUAAAAUGCAAUUACAUACCUAA
This is a messenger RNA of Puntigrus tetrazona (Sumatra barb), 3300 nucleotides long. RefSeq names its product receptor accessory protein 2 (gene reep2). Gene Ontology annotation, molecular function: taste receptor binding; microtubule binding. The transcript has 8 exons. Gene Ontology annotation, cellular component: endoplasmic reticulum tubular network; endoplasmic reticulum membrane; cytoplasmic microtubule. Gene Ontology annotation, biological process: endoplasmic reticulum tubular network organization. Bases 139 to 948 code for a protein of 269 amino acids. The record is from RefSeq and is a predicted model, not a curated record. Lineage: Eukaryota; Metazoa; Chordata; Actinopteri; Cypriniformes; Cyprinidae.